CGUACGGGCGACCAAGGGCUCGAACGCUCAAAAGGAGUGUGCGGAUAUUUUUGUGUUAAAAGUUACGCGAGCGGCGUGUACGAAUCGCUCACGGUUCGUAGACGCGCGGGGAAAACGCCGACCGGGCUAUUGCGUGCCCCGCGCGAAUCGACGACGAGACGAAUCGCCGCCGCGGCAUCGGGCCGCGCGUCCGUUAUCCCGAAAAGUGCCGUGCCGCAACGCGCGUCGUGCCCCCUUCGGUCGACGAGCGACUCCGAGCGAUGCGCGACGGCCGACUCGCCGAGUUUCGCGUUUGAAUAGGAAAAACUGGCGAGCCCUCCUCGCCCCCGGCUGGCGAGACACGCGAAACGUUCGCCGUCGUCUCGCCCAUGGUGAAUUUCAGUGAAUUUCAAAGCGUGAAAAGUGACGUUGGAACGUGACUGCCGUACACCACGGACACCGACGGUUCGGCGCGCCAUUUAAAAUCGUGAACACGAUCGUUCUCGACGAGUGUGUCUCGCUCGGGCGUCUCCGAGGUGCGAAUUCGCGCGAUAAGCACCUUCGCCCUACGUCCGCGCUUUUUCGCAGACGGAGAAUCUCGAUUCUCCGCAAAUUAUGUAACUGGCACCGACGCCGAUAUGCCGAUGAUAAACGCUACGCCCGCUAGAAUGGAAGAGGAAAUAGUGGUAGACGAUAUUGAUGAAAAUAGUACUGCGGAUACGCAGCAUAGUGAUGGUACGACUACACCCGUAAUGCCACUGCUGUACAUCCAACAAAAUAAAGUACGUUCUACUCUAUCGCCAAGCGUAAAUCAAAAUCUUGUUUCACCUAGCACCCAACUCGCUGCCAUUAUUAAUCCGGUUAAUAACCAGAUUGUGACUGGACAAAAUAAAGUAUUUAUACAAGGACCAAGUCAGGUAGCUACGUCUCAGAGUAAACAACACAUCGUCAUUCAUCGUCCAAUAAAUACUGUGAGCACUGCGGCGACUUCACAGGCUCAAAAACACAUUUUACUUAGAAAGUCGACAUCUACUGCUCAGAUAGUACCCUUGAAUACAACGCAAGGAAAUCAAACCAAUGCGCAAGUGGGAAAGCAUACAUUUGCAUAUCUAGGAACUCUCAUUAAGCCUAACAAGUCACGAGAAUCUGUCGUUAUACCUGCAGGGGCUCUAACACCAACUCAGAUAACUAAGCCCAAAUUAGUAAUUACUCCAGUAAUAUCGCAAUUAGCUCAAUCCACAAGUACUACAAGCUCUCAGAGUCAACCUCCUAAACACAUGGCGAAUUUAAUAUUGCCAGUGAACAUUCCCCAGCAAAGUUGCAGCACAAAACCUAGCAUGUUCAACCUAAAAAUCAAUAAUGGUCAACUGAGCACAGAGAGCAAAGGUACCAUAACAGUGUUACGUGAGUCAAAAACGACAAACUCAACGACACAUCCUCCACCGCUACAUCCAAUAGCAAAAAUGAGUCUUUUAAAUGCAAAUAAGGGUAAUUCUAAUUCCAUAGACAGUAUAAAAAUCACUGAAAACCCAGAUUCAGCUGUUAUCACGCCAAUUCCGAAGAAGGAAGAUAAUCAACCGGAAAAGCGAAAAAAGACAAUUAGCAACAUAUUACGAGGUUCUACUGAGAAACGGUUGAAGAAGCAGAAUAUCCCAAAAUCUCCUCAAGACAGUCUGGCUGAUGCCAAUUACGCAUUGAGCAGUCCAGAGUGUGAACAAGACAAAGAUAAGAAGGCUCACAAUGAUGAUGACAUUACGUUAAUAAAAGUUAUUCCUAGUGAGGAUAAAGUUCCAAAACUUAAUACGAAUAUGGAUGAUGAUAUAAAAAUUGAAAUAAUUAAAACUCCAACGAAUGUUGAAACAGUGCCAGACAAUAAGAGUGAAGCAAAGAGUAACAAUUAUGAGGAAACAAAAGAACAGUUGAAUACUCUGAAUCAGAACAAUACGAAUUUUGAUGCAUCUAAAGUUUUAGAUUGGAAAGAUGGUGUCGGUACUUUACCUGGAAGUAACUUACAGUUUCGUAUGAAUGAAUUUGGCAUCAUGGAAGUAGUAGAUGAAGAUGAGAGUAAUAAACAGAAUAAGGACGGUAUUGGUGACAAAGAAAAUGUAUGUUUAACACAAAAUUCCUCAAAGACCAGCCCAGGAAUCGUUAAUAAUACUAAUGUCGAGAAAAAAGCUGAGGAUAGAAAAUCUAGAUCGGUAAGUGCAGAUACCGUGUAUCAUUGUGAAGCUUGUGGAUGUUACGGAUUGGCUGCUGAAUUUGAAAGUCCAAUAUCGUGUAGUCCUUCCUGCACAGAAGUGAUGGAGGCUAAAAAACAAUCUGCAAAUCGAAAGGACAAGGAUCUAAAGGAAGUGCGCAUGAAAAAGAAACGCAAAAGGUUAUUACAAGAACCACAAUGGCCAAAGGAGAUGGAUGAAAGGUCUGAUGAAAAGACACAUGAUAAAAUAAAAUUGGAGAUGGAUGAGGAAAAAGACGCAAUAGCGGGUAUGGAUGAUGAGAUCCAAGGAGAUUCCUCAGAAUCGAAGUAUCCUUGGCAAAGAGGAAAGCUAGGUUUUUCAUGGCCGAAGUAUCUUGAACAUUGUAAAGCAAAAGCGGCGCCUGUUAAGUUAUUCAAAGAUCCCUUUCCCUACAGUAAAAAUCAUUUUAGAGUUGGAAUGAAAUUGGAAGGUAUAGAUCCGGAACAUCCUUCUCGGUAUUGUGUUCUGACUAUUGCCGAGGUUGUAGGUUAUCGAAUGCGUUUGCAUUUCGACGGUUAUCCAGAAAAUUAUGAUUUCUGGAUAAAUGCAGAUAGCAUGAAUAUAUUUCCCGCCGGUUGGUCUGAGAAGAACGGCAAAAAAUUAAAUCCACCAAAGGGUUAUACAUCUGGAACUUUUAAUUGGAAUGCAUAUUUAAAAAUCUGUAAAGCAUCUGUAGCAGCGAAGAAUCUAUUUCCGAAUAAAGGCGCGCUCCAAACCGUCUUUACCACAGGCUUUCGCGUGGGCAUGAAGUUAGAGGCAGUGGAUAGGAAGCAUUCUUCAUUACUUUGCGUCGCUAGCAUAGCAGGUUUAAUGGAUUCUCGAAUAUUAGUCCAUUUCGAUUCUUGGGACGAGGUGUAUGAUUACUGGGCUGACGCAAGUUCGCCAUAUAUUCAUCCUGUCGGAUGGUCUCAUCACAAUGGACGCGUCCUGAUGCCACCGAAUAAUUAUAAGGAUCCUAAAUCUUUCACUUGGGAUAUGUAUCUGAGAGAAACCGGCUCAGUGGCUGCUCCGGCAAGGGCAUUUAAACAACGUCCACCAUGUGCGUUUAAACGUGGUAUGAAAUUAGAAGCGGUAGAUAAGCGGGUUCCACAGCUAAUCAGAGUGGCAACGGUCGAGGAUGUAAAAGACCACCUAUUAAAGAUAAAAUUCGAUGGCUGGCCUGAUAAUCAUGCCUAUUGGGUUGACGACGAUUCACCUGACAUUCAUCCUGUGGGCUGGUGUGCAAAAACUGGUCAUCCACUGGAACCACCACUUACACCCGAUAAUUUGAAUGAUCGACCGGAAUGUGGCACAUACGGCUGCCGAGGUAUAGGACAUGUAAGAGGACCUAAAUUUCUAACACAUAAUUCAGCAUCAGGUUGUCCGUAUUCUCCCCAAAAUCUAAAUAAAUCGGGUCAGAUGCCUGAUAGACUCAACUUGUCGAAAAACCACGACUCUCACGAAGCCUAUGAUUAUGAAGGGGAGAUACAGGAAAAAAUAAAACUAGAGAAGACUGACCGAAUAAAGAUAGAAAAGCCUGAGAAGUCCGAUAAACUUUUGUUCUCAGAUGAUGGAAUGUUAAUGAUCGAAAAAGAGAUUAAGCAGGAAGAUGGAGAUUCAUCGGAUAAGAAUGACAAAUCUGAAAAUAGAUCGGAAAAUUCAGACAAAUCCAACAAGUUUAAGAAUCUCCACAGCGAUGGACAAACGGAUGAUGAUGAAAUUUCGAGAAAACGGAAGAAAAGACAUCCAAAUUUGGAAGAGUCUUUGUUUACCGUUUCCAAUGUUACGUAUGGCGAUCUUCAUUGGAGUAGUACCACCGCAUAUGCUGCAAAUAUACCGGUCAAGCAAUUGCGUAAAGAGUUGUACCAAUCUGUAUAUAAUCCGGGAUACAAUCCUCUGCCGAAUGCACCACAUAUAUGGGCGAAACAUAGCAAUGCCUUAAAUAGAGUAGUAUCAAGGCAGACUACGAAUCCGCGACGAUGGUCUAAUGAAGAAGUGAUCAAAUUUAUACAGAGCAUGCCUAAUUGUGCCGAAGCUGGAAAUGUCUUUAGGCAGAACAAUAUUGAUGGCGAGGCAUUUUUAAUGUUGACUCAAGAGGAUUUGGUAUCAGUACUACGUCUGCGACUCGGACCUGCGAUUAAGUUGUACAAUAGUAUAGUUUUGCUACGUCAGAAAGCAUCAUAAAUUAAAUGCGAGCGAAACAUGUUUCAUUGACUGGCGAAUGAUAUGUGGCAGCUGCGUUAUGAUGGAAUAUAUCGCCUAUAAUUUAUUUAAAAUAUCAAGGAAAUUUAAUCUAUAUUUUUUUUGUCAAUAAAUUUCAGAAUUGUAUCUUCUUAAACAGGCAGACGAACAAGAAGGAAACGAAUAAGAUUCAUGCAAACGGAUACUCGCAAGUGCUUGGUUCUGAAAUAUUUGUCUAAAAUUUUUUGUUUAAAUCGACAAGAGAAAAUCGGUAGAAAGAGAGAAAGAGAAAGAAAGAAUUAUUGCAAAAUUGAUAAUGCUUACAUGACACAUUUUAAUUUGACAAUUCUUUGAAUCCUGCAAUGGGACAAAUUCAGUGCUGUACGCAUUGCUCGAAGUACUUACGACAUGAUAUGACAUAAUUUUUCGUAUAAGAUAAGAUGAGUGUAUUGAAUCGUGUACAAAUGUAAAUAUUGUUUUAAUUAUUAGGUAUUGUAAUAAAAAUACUUAUGCAAAUCUUUUCACCUAA
This is a messenger RNA of Temnothorax curvispinosus, 4905 nucleotides long. RefSeq names its product lethal(3)malignant brain tumor-like protein 1 (gene l(3)mbt). Gene Ontology annotation, cellular component: nucleus. Bases 618 to 4379 code for a protein of 1253 amino acids. Gene Ontology annotation, molecular function: protein binding; sequence-specific DNA binding; zinc ion binding. The transcript is spliced from 16 exons. Gene Ontology annotation, biological process: regulation of DNA-templated transcription. The record is from RefSeq and is a predicted model, not a curated record. Lineage: Eukaryota; Metazoa; Arthropoda; Insecta; Hymenoptera; Formicidae.